Chrysoperla carnea is the source of this 873-nucleotide messenger RNA. RefSeq names its product zinc finger protein 271-like. The record is from RefSeq and is a predicted model, not a curated record. Gene Ontology annotation, molecular function: DNA-binding transcription repressor activity, RNA polymerase II-specific. NCBI's taxonomy places the organism in Eukaryota, Metazoa, Arthropoda, Insecta, Neuroptera, Chrysopidae. The coding region runs from base 1 to 873 and encodes 290 amino acids. The transcript has 4 exons. Gene Ontology annotation, biological process: negative regulation of transcription by RNA polymerase II.
AUGGGUGAAGGUUUCAGGUUGAUGAAGGAAUAUAACUACGUUACAAUAGAAGAUGGACGAAUUAAAAAUGAAAUACCAGAAGAAGACAGCAAUGAUAUUGAUAGUGUUGUAAGUGUUAAACAUGAACCAAGUCGUGAAAACGAUAACCAAUUGUGUACAAUUAAUUACGAACAUAUUAAACUUGAAAAAGAAUUACAUACAGAAGUAAUGAUUAAUAAUGGACGAAUUAAAAGUGAAAUACCAGAAGGAGACAGUAAUUAUAUUGAUAGUGUUGUGAUUCUGAGUGUUAAACAUGAACCAGUUCGUGAAAACGAUAACCAAUUGUGCACAAUUAAUUACGAACAUAUCAAACUUGAAAAAGAAUUACAUACAGAAGUACUGAUUAAUAAUGGACGAAUUAAAAGUGAAAUACCAGAAGAAGACACUCAACAUAAAGGAAUACAUAGUGAAGAAAAACCAUUUUCAUGUAGUAUUUGUAAUAAAACAUUUAGUCUAAAAAGAUAUUUAGUUCUACAUAAACAGAUUCAUAGUGAAGAAAAAUCAUUUUCAUGUGAUAUUUGUGAUAAAUCAUUUAGUCAACAGAGUACUUUAGCUGCACAUAAACGGAUACAUAGUGAAGAAAAAUCAUUUUCAUGUAGAUUUAAUAAACGAAUUUCUUUAGUUCAACAUAAAUGUAUCCAAAGUGAAGAAAAACCAUUUACAUGUAAUAUUUGUAAUAUUAAAUAUGAGCAACAAAGUGAUUUAAUUACACAUCAACGAUUUCAUAGUGGAGAAACAAAAUUUGAUAUUGGUAAUAAAAGCUAUAUCCAUAGAAGUAAUUUAAAAACGUAUUCACGGUCGAUAAAAAGCACAAACAAUAUUGUAACAAAAUAA